AUGGAAGAAAAUGCCAACACCAGCUUCAAAGAAGAUUUUGAAGGACAGGCAACACACACAGGGCCCAAAGGCGUGAUUAAUGACUGGAGAAAGUUUAAAUUAGAAAGUGAAGAUCGAGACUCCUUAUCCUUAAGCAAGAAAGAAAUUCUUAGACAAAUGUCUUCACCACACAGAUCAUUCAGUAAAGAUGACAAAGACACCAGAGAGAGAGUCUGCCGUAAGAUGAGCAUGCAGGAGUAUGAAUUAAUUCAUGAUGAGCAAGAAGAUGAAAGUUGCCUACAAAAAUACCGCAAACGCUGCAUGCAGGAUAUGCACCAGCGGCUGAGUUUUGGGCCAAAAUACGGUUAUCUGUGUGAGCUGCAGAAUGGGGAACAGUUCCUAGAAGCCAUCGAGAAAGAACGUAAAACCACUACAGUCAUUGUCCACAUUUACGAAGACGGCAUCAAGGGCUGUGAUGCUCUCAACAACAGCUUGAUCUGCCUGGCAGCCGAGUAUGCUACCGUGAAGUUCUGCAAGAUCAAGGCCUCCAACACAGGGGCCGGAGACCGCUUCUCAAAUGAAGUGCUUCCCACUCUGCUUGUCUAUAAGGGUGGGGAACUUCUGAGCAAUUUCAUUAGCAUUUCUGAACAAUUCAAUGAGGAGUUUUUUGCUGUGGAUGUGGAGUCUUUCCUAAAUGAGUAUGGGCUGCUACCUGAAAGGGAGCUUCCAGCACUGGGAAAUGGCAACACAGAUGAGCAAGAAGUUGAGUAAUUAGAGAACCAUAGUCCUGUCUACCUCUCCUUUUCAGUAUGUUGUAUAUCAGCCUCAGUAACACCCAUCUCAUUUAAAGAAGGCUCUCUUCACUAAUUUAUUUUUAAGAUACACGUAUGUAUAAAAAAUGCUUAACUGUUAGGAUGUGAAUUUUCCUUAAAACACAUACAACUGGUAGUCCUGUACAUAAUUAUUCCUACUCCAGACACAAGUAAUAGUAAGAACAGGAGACAACAGUGGUGAUCCCUAAGAAACUAAGGGGAAAUAAAAAUAAAUAAAAAAUAUAGUGAGGGCCCAUGCCUGUCUCCAGAAAGCACAACAGUUUCAUUUCAACAGGAAAAGGACUGAUCCAUCCCUCUGUAUAUACAAAAAAAAAAAAAAAUGUCUCUGUGCUCUGGAAUUACUGCAAGUCCUGCCUUGUAACAUUCACUUCUACCAACUUUGAUAGGAACAAGAUCUUAUCCAGCAGUUUUAAGGACAAACAUACAGCCCAAAGUCCUUGCACUCCUAAAUGGCUUAGGUAUCUAGGACAUUAUUUUCCUCUUUUGCAUUUAAUUUCAAUAUUCAUGAAGAUACAGAAGUUAGCUCAGCAAUUCUGUAAGUUUGUCAUCCAAACAGCUAACACAGACUCAUUAUUAGUCA
Pezoporus occidentalis (night parrot) is the source of this 1392-nucleotide messenger RNA. It is a transcript of the gene PDC, whose product is annotated as phosducin. Gene Ontology annotation, cellular component: photoreceptor outer segment. Gene Ontology annotation, biological process: regulation of G protein-coupled receptor signaling pathway. The record is from RefSeq and is a predicted model, not a curated record. The transcript has 3 exons. The coding region runs from base 1 to 750 and encodes 249 amino acids. NCBI's taxonomy places the organism in Eukaryota, Metazoa, Chordata, Aves, Psittaciformes, Psittacidae.